AUGGAUUCCAGCAGUUUGAAGCAGCGGUCGACGCCGCGCCCUCACGAUGCCUCCUCCGCCCCGACCGACGUUAAGUCCAGCGAUGUCAAGUCUGCCGCCUCCAGCACCAGCUCCAUCGUGGUGGGCGACGAGGAGGUUGGAACAAGCGCGCCCGCCGCCGUCGCCGACAAUGGCUGGCCCGACGAUCACCCUGCCAUCAAAGAUCUGCCGCUCGCUGUGCGCCGCGUCGUGAGUCUCGAGGAUGACCCGACCCUGCCGACACUGACCUUCCGCUACUUCGUGCUCACCCUGCUCUUCGUCAUUCCCGGCGCCUUCCUCUCACAGAUGAGCCACUACCGGACUACAUCGGCGCCCUACUCCAUUUUCUUCGUUCAGAUUGCCUCGGACUAUGUGGGCAUGUGGAUGGCAAAGGUGCUACCGGCCUGGCAGAUUCGCCUGCCCGGCACCCGCUUCGGCUUCAACCUCAAUCCGGGUCCUUGGGGUGUCAAGGAGCAUGUGCUCGUGACUCUGUCGGCAGCUUCCGGCGCCUCCUACAAUCUCGCUUACGCGCCUAUUUCAAUCGCCGAACUCUACUUUAAUCAACGAGUCCACCCCGCCGUCGCCAUUGUGUUUAUGUGGGCGAUCGUAUGGACCGGCUACGCCUUUGCCGCCAUUUCGCGCCAGUUCCUGCUCUAUGACCCCCAGUAUCCUUGCUUCCACAGACUAUGUCAAACUGCUCUCUUCGAAACCCAAAAGAAGCAGCGCGAAAAGCCAUCAGCAACCUCGCGCCGCCAGAUCAUCAUCUUCUGGUCCGUCCUAGCCGGCAUCACCCUAUGGCAGUUUCUACCCGAAUUCGCCUUUCCCAUGCUCGGCUCGCUCGCCCUUCUCUGCUGGAUUGCGCCGCGCAAUCCCACCGCUAAUUUCAUCGGCUCAGGAUUUGGCGGUAUGGGCUUCCUCAAUCUCAGUCUCGACUGGUCCAACAUUUCGGGCCUUAGUUACUCGGGCAAUCUGUUCCUCACCCCCUUCUGGACCCAGGUGCUCGUCUUCCUCGCAUUCGUCAUCAACUGCUGGAUCCUCAUUCCUGCUGCAAAGUUUGGCAAUCUCAGCGGCUCCUACAAGCACGGCUUGAUGACGAACAAAGUCUUGACCAUGAACGGAACUCUUUAUCCCCUCAAGUCACUCCUCACUCCACAGGCCACGCUAAACCAGACGGCCUACGCUGAACAUGGCCCGCUAAUGCUCGGCGCCCAGAUGCGUUGGGGAAUGUUCUUCAGCUACGCCGCCUACACCUCAGCCAUGACCUGGAUGGUUUUAUUCGGCUGGGAGCAGAUCAAGGCCACAUAUAUCAAACUACGGGAGCGCAACCUCGACGUCAAAGGCGAGAGUAUGAAUCACCACUACUCGGACCAGCUCAAUAUUCUGCAGCGAUCCUACCCCGAAGUACCAACCUGGUGGUACAUCGUUCUCUUUCUCUUCUCCAGUGUCCCUGUCAUCAUCAUGCUGGCACUUGGACACCUAUACAUCCCAAUCUGGACCUAUUUUGUCGCUUUGGCUACUGGCGCUAUCAUUGUAACACCUCUCGGAUGGCUCUACGCCAUUUCCAACUUUCAGCUUCCCAUUGGCACCUUUAAUGAACUCAUGUACGGGCUUAUGAUUAACACCAUUAAUGGUAAUAAAAACCCUACAGGCGCUACCGUUUACAGUUCUGUCGCCGGCGACGCUUGGUACCGUGCUCAGUACAUGCUUCAGGACCAGAAAAUCGGCCACUACAUGCACAUACCCCCGCGCGCCACAUUUUUCUCUCAGAUCUUUGGCUGCACAAUCGGCAUUCCCAUCAACUAUGCCGUCGUGCGUUGGGUGCUUGAUUCCAAACGUGAAUAUCUUACCGGUGCCAAGGUCGAUCCAUCUCAUCAGUGGACCGGGCAAUCCCUGGCAACUUCCCUGAGUACCUCCGUGCAGUACGUUCUAGUGGGCCCUCACAAACUUUUCAAGGAACCCAUAUUCAAACCCCUACCCUACGGCUUUGUUGUCGGCAUUCUUGCUCCUAUAUUUAUCAAUAUCCUUCACCGUAGCUUCCCAAAAUCUCCUCUCAAGUUCAACUUGUGGAAUACGACUAUCUUUUUCUCCGCCAUGUCUACGUUUUACGGGAAUAUCAGUACCGGAUACCUCUCCGGCUUCAUUGGCAGUUUCUUCAUAAUGCACUGGUUCUUCCAUAAACGCUACGAAGUCUGGGCCCGCUAUAAUUACAUUCUCGCCGCUGCCUUUGAUGCCGGCUUUAACUUCAACAUGUUGCUUAUUUUCUUGUUCUUUGGUGUGAAGGUAAUCUCUAUGCCGCAUUGGUGGGGAAAUAGUGCGGCAAAUAGUGAGCGGUGUUUUGCUCUGAAGGAUGCUUAA
Molecule: messenger RNA, 2373 nt
Organism: Blumeria graminis f. sp. triticale
Lineage: Eukaryota; Fungi; Ascomycota; Leotiomycetes; Helotiales; Erysiphaceae
Source: the annotation of a GenBank genome assembly